AUGACCACUAGAUCGCAAAACCGGCCCUGGGUAUUGAAAAAGGCAGUUAUUGUUUAUACACCCGAUUUCGAUGUGUCUUGUCGGGCUAGCCUUCGUAUUUUCCACGAUGAAACUGCCGACCGGGGAUCCAUCACCCUUUCGAUUACGGCAGAUCUCGCUAACCCACGCAUCAGAUCACAGGUGAGGUUGAAUAUUCCCCCAGGAAGAGUCGAAAAAUGUACAUUACACAAGAGUAGCAACGACGGCCUCUGUUCACCUGGUUUGAUUCCCACGAUCCCGGUGCCUGUCACCAAUGUUUCGGCCGUCUCAACACUGAAUUUGGCACUGAGUACGAUCGGCAUUGUUUUUUGUCCAUCUGAGACGGAGUCUCUAAGCCCAGCCACACCAGGAGACUUAAAUUUCCACUCAUUUGCAAAGAUCUGCCGAUCCGAAUCUCUCCGUAUACACUUUGCCAGACAACAAUGUGUGAAUAACGAACUUACUAAGCUCGAACGUUUCUCCCGGGCCCUGCGAGAAAGAAGUCUUGAGGCAGAGCCUUUUGACCACGCCCGCCAUCGCAUGGUCCUGAGAGAUUGGCAUGUCUUCUGUUUAUCGCCCGAUCCACCCCCAUAUUGCCAGGAACCCGUGUCCGAACAGGUGAAGCAGGGGGGUCUACCCCCAUAUUGUGAGGAGCCCGUGUCCGAGCAGAUGGUUAGAAAACGGCGUAGAGAUUCAAUGCCACUGGACAAUAAAACACGAAAGAGAACACUCCUUUCAUCCCCUCAAUCGAUCGGCUCUCCCACCGAGCCCGAUACGCCAAGUACUCUCCGCCUGUCCCCAUCAAUCCCCCAAACGUACUUCACGCAUGCCUUCUCUCCUGGCCACACAGAGCGUAACAGACUUGCGCGUCUUGUACAUGAGUUCAGUAGUUUGUCAGAUGACCAGGUUCGCAAAGUAUUAGUUGGAUCCCGACACGCCCAUCUGCUAGCCAUACCAAAUGAUGUAGACAGUGACCUGCCAUCUGAGUCGGCCAAAGUCAGCUUUGCCAAGGGCGAGCUGAUCAAACACCGCCACCUGGAACGAUAUAUCGAUCAGAUAAUUAAGCGCCACAUAUCACCUAUUGUCGAUGAGAUUGUCGAUAGUGCUGUGAGCAAGUCUCGUGAUCAGUUCUUCGAUGAAUGCAAAAUGAACGAAGCCGAAUUUCGCGAGCAGGUCGACGAUGGUAACUCCGAGAUACGCACGAUAGCCAAUGAAUGUAUGAAGGAAAUGAAAGAAGAAGCACAGAAGCACAUCCAGGACAUAGAAGAACAAGCGCAACAGUGCAUGAAUGAUCUGCAGAAUCAGGGGAUCGAGGUUGAGAUGUCUGCGGAGAGACACAUCGCAAAGUUCAAGUCCUGGUCCAAUGCUUCUCCCCGGUCCUUACUUGAUAGCAAGUCAACUAGUCAUGAGCUGGGCACUGAUGCCAGACGCAGUUCCAUUUAG
Molecule: messenger RNA, 1461 nt
Organism: Aspergillus caelatus
Lineage: Eukaryota; Fungi; Ascomycota; Eurotiomycetes; Eurotiales; Aspergillaceae
Exons: 2
Coding region: 1-1461 (486 amino acids)
Source: RefSeq, a predicted model, not a curated record